Molecule: messenger RNA, 1990 nt
Organism: Ceratitis capitata (Mediterranean fruit fly)
Lineage: Eukaryota; Metazoa; Arthropoda; Insecta; Diptera; Tephritidae
Product: IDLSRF-like peptide
Exons: 5
Coding region: 931-1641 (236 amino acids)
Molecular function (GO): protein binding
Source: RefSeq, a predicted model, not a curated record
CUUACACUCAAGUGGAGUUGCGAUUACGAGUUGUUGGCUCGUACUCAAACGUACAGUAGAUGCUUGUGUAGUGUAGUUUGUUUGCUAUGUAGAACAAUGUAAAAGUAUAUAAUUUGCGUGCAUUUGGAUAAAAAAGUUUUACGUACAUAACGGAAACCUAAUUUAAUUUUUAACGCUUGUAACGGCAUUGUAGCAGCCAAAUAGAGGAAGUUAAAGCUUAGCUGUAGAUUGUAUGUAGAAUUAGCGAAAAGUCAAACAACUGGAAAAUAUUUUGUUGUAGAAAAAUUUUUGGUGCGAAUAACUCCAUUAAUUUAAGAAGAACAAGAGACAACUAAGUAGCAGCAAAACUCAAAAGAAACUUUAGAAGAACAAAGAGCGCACGACAAAGCGUCGAAAAGGACGGUAUAAAAGGGCGAAUAUAACGCUUGGAAAAAGAAUAUCACAGGCAGGUGCUGAUUAAAGGCUUUUGCUUUUAGAAAAGAUAAAAGAUUGCAGAUGUUAAAUAAAUAAAAGAAAAAAACACCAUUUAACAGCGAUUUUCAAAACAAUUUUGAAGUUAUCAAACAACAAUAACAACAACAAAAAAAUUAAACAGCACGAAUUUCAAGUAACAGACAAACUAAUUUAAAUUGACGCGUAUAAAAAGUGACAUCAAAAAUUUGCAAAGAAAAAUUGCACAAAAAGUUGAAAAAGUGCAAAGUGUAUUAAAAGCGUGCAAAUUGAGAACUACAAAAUAACGCUAGUGUUUUUUGUCAAAACUCGAUAGGGUUGUGGGCAUCCUUUCAAGUGUCAACACCAGCAUAACAAAAACAUUACGUAAAUUUUAACCAUAAUUUUUUUGUUGCAAUUUCUCAGUAAGCAGAGAAAAAGCGUGUAUUUAAAAAUAAAAAAAAAUUAAAUUAAAAUAAAUUUACGCCUUAGCGGAAAAACAUGUCAACGCCAACAGCAUUGUCCUUUGCAAGGAUGUGGCACAAUCAACAUACAAACCAGCAAGAACAAUCUUCACGCAAAAUGCAACGUGCAACGCGCUCACUAUUCGCACGUUAUUGGCCUUUAGCCAUUAUUUUGGUGCUACAAGUGUUGUUGGCCAACAACCAAGUGAACGCCAUCGAUUUGAGUCGUCUCUACGGGCAUAUGGCAGCUGCUAACGUACAGAAGAGAGGCGAGGCUUGCCAUCCGUACGAACCAUUCAAAUGUCCCGGUGAUGGUAAUUGCAUUUCGAUUCAGUAUUUAUGUGAUGGUGCGCCCGAUUGCUCCGAUGGGUAUGAUGAGGAUAUGAAACUGUGCACGGCAGCUAAACGCCCACCUGUUGAGGAGACCGCCUCAUUCCUGCAAAGUUUAAUCGCCUCGCAUGGCCCCAAUUACUUAGAAAAGUUAUUCGGCAGCAAAGCUCGUGACGCCUUAGCACCGUUGGGCGGCGUAGAGAAGGUUGCUAUAGCCUUGAGCGAAUCACAGACGAUUGAAGACUUCGGCGCCGCAUUACAUUUGAUGAGGUCCGAUUUGGAACAUUUGCGAUCAGUUUUUAUGGCUGUUGAAAAUGGUGAUCUGGGCAUGUUGAAAUCUCUCGGCAUUAAGGACUCCGAACUCGGCGAUGUGAAGUUCUUUUUGGAGAAAUUAGUCAACACCGGCUUCUUAGACUGAGUCGCGCCAGAUCCCGCUUCUGGAUUUUAUUAUGCACACUCACAACCCAUCAAUCCAAAUUUUUAUUCGUAUUUGGGCACACCCUAUGACAACUACAAUUACUAAAUAGUUCUUUAGUGAUGGUAGAUGGUUGUAGAGUGACGCUUAAUUCGCGAAUAAAAAUCACACUCAUAAACAUAACAAACAAAAACACACAAACAUACAAGCAUACAAGUUACAACAAAACUACAAAUACAAACGCAGGUAGAUACAGUGGUGUAUAAAAAAAAAAUAGCAAAAACACAUGAAAAUAGGCAGUUAGUUUGAAAAACAAUUCUUUCUCAAAGUUUAAAGCAAAACAAAAAAAAAA